Dissoconium aciculare CBS 342.82 is the source of this 903-nucleotide messenger RNA. Its product is annotated as NAD(P)-binding protein. The record is from RefSeq and is a predicted model, not a curated record. The coding region runs from base 1 to 903 and encodes 300 amino acids. The transcript has 2 exons. NCBI's taxonomy places the organism in Eukaryota, Fungi, Ascomycota, Dothideomycetes, Mycosphaerellales, Dissoconiaceae.
AUGGCGGAAACUCACCAGUUCGAUGCUGGGCGGCUGUUCUCGGUCAAGGGAUUCGUAUGCGUUGUGACCGGCGGUGGUACCGGAAUUGGCCUGAUGGCUGCGCAAGCUCUCGCUGCCAAUGGUGCCAAAGUCUACAUCACUAGCCGUCGCAUGGAAGUCCUCGAGACUGCUGUCAAGGAACACUCUCCCGCACAUGAACGCGAGACUGGCGGUUCGAUCGUUCCCAUCGGUCCCUGUGAUGUCACUAAAAAGGAGGAUCUCCAAAAGAUCGUUGAAGAAUUGAAAGGCAAAGAAGGCCACAUCGACGUCCUGGUUUGCAACGCUGGUGUUGCGGGACCCAAGGCCAACCCGAGUGAGGAGAAUGCCGAGGACCUCAAGAAGCAACUUUGGGACAAUGAGAGCGUGGAAGAAUGGGGUCAGACCUACCAGUCCGAUGUCACAAGUGUUUACUUCACCACCGUCGCGUUUCUCCCGCUGCUGCAGGCUUCUAUGAAAGAAGGCGGCGGCACUAAGGAACGUUUCCAUGCAUCAGUCAUCACUACCAGCAGCAUGAGCGGUCUGAUGCGUCACGCCCAAGGCCACUUCAGCUACAAUGCCGCCAAAGCCGGAUGUGUGCACCUCACCAAGCUAAUGUCCGCCGAAUUCCAACGCGCCGGCAUCCGGGUCAACUCCAUCGCGCCAGGCUAUUUCCCCAGCGAAAUGACCGCCAAAGAGAGCAACGAGCGCAACAAAUCCAAGUUCCCCGAGGGCAAAAUCGAAUCCACCGGCCAUGUUCCGCUCGAGCGCGAGGGGCGCGAGGAGGAAAUGGGCAUGGGCAUGCUUUUCUUGGCUAAGUGCGGUUAUCUCAAUGGACAGAUCAUCGCCAUCGAUGGCGGCGUGCUCAAUGUUGUGGGCGGGAACUAA